CAGUGUUUUCUUUUCCGACGUCCAAUAUUUAUUUGUGAGUACAAUUUUAAAUAAAGGAAAAUACUAAAUUAAAAAAAUGUACAAUUUUAUUUGAAGUGUUUUGAAGGUGCAAAUUUACCAUUAUUUGUGGUAUAUUUAUAUAUGUAGAACGACUAUGGAAGAUGCAGAGUUUCAACAUAAUGAAAAUGAUCAUGUACUAGAGACAAAUAUAUCACAAACGGAAAAAUCAACUCUAUAUAAUACCAUUCAUUGUCAAUCUACACCUAGUAGAUCGCCCUCAAUUAGAUCAAAACUUAAUAGGUCACCUUCUUAUAGAUCCAUUUCCAACAAAUCAACAACACCUGAACCUCCACCCGUCCCUCCUGCUACCUAUCACUGGGAAGAACUCCGAAGACAACGAACUACAGGAGGCUACCCUUGGACACAUCUAAACAAACCCCCGUAUGAUGAAAACAAUUGGAAAAAUUAUAGAGACCAUGUAUACGAACCGGUUACGCCUACGGCCAGUACGGACAAAAUAUCAAUAUCAACCAUUGUUAAAGAAGAGAAUAAGCAUUUUCUACGCAUACCUUUGGCUGAAGAGAUAGUAAUGGCCGACCAGACAGAAUCAGACGAUGAAGAUGAAGAAAACAGCAACCAACGAUCGGAAGAAGAUGAAUAUGAAGAUGAGUUUGGAGAAGAUGAAGAUGAAAAAAAGAUGACUACUGACGAAUCGAUUUAUGAAGGUGAAAAUGAUAAUUCAUCAGUUGGCGGUAGUCGUGAUAGUGACCACAGUCGACCAACUAAAAUGAAAGCUUUCCAGCAAAAAUGUAAAGUAAAAGCAGACGUACUGCGAAACAAAUUAAAAGGCGUCACUAAGCGUAAGCCUAAACAGAAGAAAACCAUAGUUGUAGAUGCAUCUGAAGAAGGCGCUGAAAAAAGUACCUGUCGGUUUGGCCAUUUUGCCACUUUGCCAAAAAAAUUGAACUUUCAUGCGCCAGAUAUUCGUUUACCGUCGACGUUUAAUCGAUUGAAACGCCAAGAAGAAGAGUCAUCUAUUUUAUCAAAAGAAAAUAAAAGCAAUAGUAGAUUUAGCAUAUCUCGUUUUCGGUCCCCAAAAUCGACGUCCGAAUCUCCAAAACCAUCUAAAUCAACUAGAUUUGGAGCUUCUAGAUUAUCCAUACCAAAUUUACGACCUCGUACAUGGUCGGAUGCAUCUAAAACGUCAAAGCCAUCAACAGCUGACACUCGUAUAAAAACCAAGCUAAUAGAAUUCGGUACAUAUCCUAGAAUAUUUUCUAAACGCAGAAAAGUAGAUAACGAUACGAAUGCUAUGGAUUCUAAACAACACACUCCUUUUAUGAAGCGUAAAGAAUCAUUUAGACGACGAUUUUUCCGUUCGAACCACAAAGAACUCACACCUGGCCCACCCGAAGUUAGUGUCAACACGCCAGCAGCUACAUUAGCAGUAGAAGAAGUAGUUACGGAUGAAGGCAAUGUGUCUAAAGAAUCGCUUGAAGAUUUUGGAGACAGCGAUUUACAAGAAGUGGUAUCUUUAAGUGAUGACUGUAGCCGUUCGAAAAAUACAAAGAAUAUGUGUGAACACCAAGCUGGUGUUAUAGAAGAAAUUGACUCUGACGAAUUUUUUUUGCGCGAAAAAGGUUUAAGUCGUGGAAAUGUACAUAUUAGCAAUUAUCUAUCGUCCGAAAUUAAACACGUAUUUAGAUCAACUCGAACGCGAUCUGUAGAUGAAAAUAACACUAUAGAAUCUAAUAAACCUCAAAAGGCAAUUCCCGUUCGACCAACACGCACUAAUUCGAUGAGAAAACAUAAUAACUUGCAAAAUGAAGGUCAUUUACUUAAUGUACAUGACAAUAGGUUCAACACAAUGCCAAAAUCAUUUGGAAGUGUGAUAUCGGUAAAAAAUAAAUACCAAAAAGAUGAUGAUAUCCCAGAAAAUAUUAUCACUAGUCAAACAUUUGAACCCAAUUUGACUUUACCGUCUACAAUUAAAGUGCCUUGGCGAAACUCCGAUAAAGAAAAUUUAAUCUCCCAUAUGCCCCCAAAACCACCUUCAAGACAACGAAUGGCUAAUCAACGGUGUUCUAGUUUUGAUACAAGGUCCAUGAUUGAUCUAUCUCGCAAAAGAAACCAAUCACAAAACGGAUUCUCCCAACAAAUUAAAUUUUCAGAAGUUCCACCAAAAGCUCCAUUAAGAAGAUCUAGAGUAUCAUUAGCAGAUAUUGAUAGAGAAAAUUCAAUGGGAUCCGAAAAAGAUGCUCCGACACCGCCUUUAAGACGAUCUCGAAUAUCUUUGAACACCGAUACGGAUACCGAGGAAAGGAUAGCGACUAUGAUAUCUCACAGAAGUUAUUCAAAACGUACUCCACCGCCUAGGCCUCCUUUUCCAGGUUAUGCUACCAUAGAUAAGUCUGUAUCAAUAUUGCCACCACAAUCACCAAUGAAACAUGGACGAAAAAAAUCAUAUGAAGUAUUAAAAAGCCAGGAAUUCGGGACAUUUUUUACUAUACCUAGAUCAUACAGCUUCAAUAAAUCCACAAAUGAACCUCAAAAUCCUAUUAAUUUACCACAACCGUCUCGACCCACCCGAGCAUAUAAUACAUUAGGACCUUCCCGACCACAAAGACGCCGUCGAGAACAUGAAUACGGUGACGUUACCGAUAAAACCGACAAAUACUCCGAUAAAGAACAAAUCAAUGAAAAAGAUAAUAUUUCAAAUAAAGGUUUGAAUUCAGGUGAUAUAAUCGAAAAAAUGAAAUUAAGACCACUGCCGUCACCUCCGCCACCGCCUCGUAAAGCCAAGACACCAAAUGAAUCCCCUAUACUUACCCAAAGGAGGUACACAGAUUCGGCUUUAACUCCUUUUUUAGGACAAAGAGAAACAUCUGUAGCAUUAUCUGAUAUAUCUACCGAUGUUUCUCAAAUUAUUUCAUUAAUGAAAAAUGGAGAUGUAUCUAUUGCCAUACAAACGGACCCGUUACCAGCAGGUUACGAAUUGGAUGAUAAUAACUCUUACUGUGAAUCUGUCUCUGAAAAUGGAGAACGAUCGAUAUCUAGAACAUCUGUUACUGCUGAUCGAACUGUAUUUCAAGAUUCAAACAUAGAACGAAUGGUACAACCGGCAUCCAAAAUAUCAACAAUUGAACAACAUUCAGCUUUAUCUAAUGAAAAUAGUUGUGUACCUAUAACAAUUUUACCAUCUGAUUUGAGCAGUCAUCGGUCAAACGGAAUGAUGAGUGCUCAAAGUAUUAGUGUUAAGGAAUUAGAAGUUGGUAAAAUAACUGUUGCUGAUAUUCGUGGCCAACGUUUAGACGUUAAUGAUAUUACAGGAUCAAGCUUAAAAAUAAGUCAAUUUUACGAUAUUGCAGCAUCAUCACAUCCAUCAAACAGUGGUGCACUUCCUCGCCACAACGAUCAAAAUUAUUCAAAAUCGUCAUCAUAUGCACAAGUACUAUCACAAAUUGCUGACGAAACCAUGUCUGUCCAUUCUCGAAUAUCAUCUACGUAUCCAGAAGUAGACUCUGACGAAGAUAGAACGAGUAUUAUGGGCGUUCCAACUCCACCACGUCGUCGAAGCAAACCACCACAACCAUCAAAAUUGGAUUCUAGUGCAAUCAAUGACCCAUCUAUUACUGAACUUAGUUUUCAACUAUUUAAACUAUGCUAUUCAAACGUUUGUAGUUUAUUUACUAGAAUUGUUCAGCAAGUAGUGCCUGAUGAUACUGAAAAACGACGUGAUUUACAGGCAGCUUUAUGCUUCUUAAGCAUCGUAUUAGCAGGACUACUUAUACUAGGAUUUGGAAACGAAAAAACAAUCCAUCAUCAUCAUUGGGAUUUUCAGUUUCCUCCAGCUAAUCAAUAAAUAGCGCCUAAAAAUUAUGUUAUUGCCUUUAUUUUUUGCAUUUUGAUAUUCGUUAGUAAUUUUUAUGACUCAAUUUUUAGUAUUCUAAGUUAUAGAGUUUACAAUAUAUUAAUCUUAAAAAAAAUUGUUAAAGACUGAUGUCUUAAGGUUCAGACACCGAAUAUGUUGAUUAAGAUUAAAAAAAAAAUCUAAUAAUAUAAAAUACUAUAUUUGCAUUAAAUAUUUAUUUCAGUUCAAAAAUACAGUUAAUUUGUAUAACUAACUAAAGUUGUUUUAAGCAUAUAAAUAGUUUUGAUGUAUCACUUGAUAAUUAAAUUGAAAAAUUGUUAGUGAAAUUAUUAUAAUUUUAAUUUGUACUACAGUUAAUGUGCAAGUAUGUAUAUGAGCAGAACAACAUUUUUUUACAAAAACUUCAUCAAUUUUAUUAAUUAUUUUAAUAAAAUGAACGUCAAUAGCAUUUCAGAUAACUUAUUUUUUUAUAAUUCAAUGUAUAUUAUAACUGUUAUAUAAUAAUAUAUUUAAUUUAAUCUAAACAUUGAAUAGUAUAAUGAUAAAUUUUACAUUUAAAUCAAUACAUAUACAUGCAUUUUGUCUUUACAACAUACAAAAAGAACUUUUAAUACAUUUUAAAUAUUUAAACCUAAUAAAUAAUUGAUAAUGUAUUAAUUUAUUUUUAUUGUCACCAUAUUAAUACAUAUAUUAUCACCAUAAUAAUAUUAUUAAAUACAAAUAGAGUUAAAAAAUUAUUUAAAAUAAAUUGAUAUCAUCAUAUGACACUAGUGAACGGUCAUCGCGUUGGUUUCCUUUUUGUG
Molecule: messenger RNA, 4674 nt
Organism: Daktulosphaira vitifoliae (grape phylloxera)
Lineage: Eukaryota; Metazoa; Arthropoda; Insecta; Hemiptera; Phylloxeridae
Exons: 4
Coding region: 155-3862 (1235 amino acids)
Source: RefSeq, a predicted model, not a curated record